Molecule: messenger RNA, 5199 nt
Organism: Cydia fagiglandana
Lineage: Eukaryota; Metazoa; Arthropoda; Insecta; Lepidoptera; Tortricidae
Gene: Pfas
Product: phosphoribosylformylglycinamidine synthase
Exons: 23
Coding region: 133-4149 (1338 amino acids)
Biological process (GO): 'de novo' IMP biosynthetic process
Molecular function (GO): phosphoribosylformylglycinamidine synthase activity
Source: RefSeq, a predicted model, not a curated record
UGUUACAGAUAACGCACUAUGAUGUUUUGAACUUUGGCAUUGAUGUAACAAUAUCAAUUCAUAUACUCGUCUGUGACAUCAAUUUCAUGGACAGUGUCUUGUGAGACUCCAAUAACAUAGUAUACAUUCAUCAUGUCUAUAAUAAGAUUUUUUUCGUGCGAAGCGUUUAGUGUCCACAAGACAAAAGAAAUACUUCAGAAGUUAAGAGUCAUUGACCUCGAUGUGGUGGAAUUAUCUACUGAGCUGUGUUACCAUGUGGAGUUGGCCGCGGACUGUGAAUACCUGAACAUAAAUCAGAUAAAGAUUCUGCAGUGGCUUUUGAGUUCCCCGCUCCAGCCUAAUGCUUUGAGGAAUAAUACAGUCUACACUAAUGUGAAAGAUAACCAGGUUGUUAUUGAAAUUGGGCCAAGAUUCAAUUUCUCAACGGCCGACUCGAGUAACUCUGUCCAAAUUUGCGAAAGCGUCGGUCUACACGACGUGGUUCGCCUCGAAGUAUCAACCAGACACCUCAUCACCUUCAACAAGACUAAGAAUGUCUCGAAGAAGCACUUUGAGGACUUGGCCUCAGUUUUGCAUGAUAGGAUGACGCAAUGCAUAUACACGUCGGAGAAUCUGCCGAGGCACAGUUUCAAUGAGGGACUGCCAAAGGAUCUGGAACCUUGGUUUGUGGUGCCUCUUCAGAAGGAGGGACGACCAGCUAUGGAACGAGUGAAUCAAAAACUAGGUCUGGCGUUCGAUUCCUGGGACAUGGACUUUUACACGGACCUGUUUGUAAACAAACUGAAGCGCGACCCAACCAGUGUGGAGUUGUUCGAUCUAGCCCAGAGCAACAGUGAACACUCUCGUCAUUGGUUCUUUAAGGGCAAAAUCAUACUGGACGGCAAAGAGAUCAACGAAUCAUUAAUUGACAUGGUUGCUUCCACUCAAGCGACGUCGAACGAUAACAAUGUCAUUAAGUUCGGCGAUAACAGCAGUGCCAUCAAAGGAUUCAAGCAUACAAAACUAAAACCGACCAACGUCCGAGCGCCAUCCCAAGUCAUCCAGGAGGUCACUGAAUCCGACAUCAUCUUCACAGCGGAGACCCACAAUAUGCCCACCGCGGUGGCUCCGUUCAGUGGGGCCACUACUGGGACUGGUGGGCGUAUUAGAGACGUCCAGGGGGUUGGGAGAGGGGGUCACACUGUUGCUGGGACUGCUGGAUAUAGCGUUGGAAACUUGAACAUACCUGGCUACGAACUACCAUGGGAGGAUAAGAACUGGGAAUACCCGAGCAACUUCGCUAGUCCGCUGCAGAUUAUCAUCGAGGCGAGCAACGGCGCUUCCGACUACGGCAACAAGUUCGGAGAGCCGGUUAUUACCGGAUUCGUUCAGUCAUACGGGCUAAAGAACGGCGACAACGUACGCGAAGAGUUCGUAAAGCCGAUCAUGUUCAGCGGCGGCAUUGGAUACAUGCCACAUUCCAUGAUCAAAAAGAAUAAGCCAGACAAAGGCAUGCUUCUAGUGAAGAUCGGAGGGCCGGUGUACCGCAUCGGCGUGGGCGGCGGCGCGGCGUCCUCCGUCGCGGUGCAGGGCGGCGACUCGCGCGACCACGCGUUGGACUUUGGAGCUGUGCAGAGAGGUGAUGCUGAAAUGGGCAACCGUCUCAACAGAGUCGUAAGAGGAUGUCUCGAGGCUGACGUCAACCCAGUUGAGUCGAUUCACGACCAAGGCGCCGGCGGCAACGGCAACGUCCUAAAAGAGCUGGUGGAACCCGAGGGCGCCGUGGUGUUCACCGCGGAGUUCCAGCUGGGAGACCCCACCAUCACCACCCUGGAGCUGUGGGGCGCGGAGUACCAGGAGAAUGAUGCGCUGCUGUGCUCUAAGGAGAACAGAACUGUUCUAGAAGAAAUCUGCCAGCGCGAGCGCUGCCCCGUUUCCUUCGUGGGCGAAGUGACUGGCGACGGCUAUAUGAGUCUCGUGGAGGGUCCGUUCAGCGACCAAUAUCUCAGCAGGAACGAGAGACUGAAACCUGAGAUCAAAGCCAAACUGCCGUACGAUCUCCACUUGGAGGCUGUCUUAGGAAAUAUGCCAAGAAAGACAUUCGACUUGAGACAGGACGAGAGAACCAAACUGCCACUCUCACUGCCAAAGGACGUUACCGUCAAAAGUGCUUUGGACAGGGUUUUGAGACUCGUAAAUGUUGCUAGCAAGAGAUACCUAACUAAUAAGGUGGACCGCUGCGUCACGGGUCUAGUAGCCCAGCAACAGUGCGUGGGCCCACUCCACACGCCGCUAGCUGACUGCGCGGUCAUCGCCCUGUCAUACAACGAGCUCGUCGGCUCCGCUACCUCCAUCGGAACACAGAACAUCAAGGGCCUGCUCGACCCCGCUGCAGGAGCCAGGCUGUCGCUCGGAGAGGCUCUUACCAACUUGGUGUUCGCCGGCAUCUCAUCUCUCGAAGACGUGAAGUGUUCGGGCAAUUGGAUGUGGUCGGGCAAGACGGGCGGCGCGGGCGCGGCGCUGGUGGUGGCGUGCGGCGCCGUGUGCGCGGCUAUGAGGCGGCUGGGCGUGGCCGUGGACGGCGGCAAGGACUCGCUGUCCAUGUGCGCUCAAGUUGCUGGCGACACAGUUCGGUCACCUGGAACUCUGGUAGUGUCGACUUACGCGCCGUGCCCCGACAUCACCGUCAAGAUAGAACCGGCUCUCACAGCCGAGAACUCUGUGCUCGUCCACGUGCCUGUAUCUGCUGGGAAAUACAGAUUGGGAGGUUCUGCCUUGGCGCAGUGCUACAAGCAACUCGGCGACACCCCACCUGAUUUAGACCAACCGUCCGUUCUGAAGUCACUGUUCAAGAUCACGCAGAAACUGUUGAAAGAAAAGAAACUUCUAUCCGGUCACGACAUCAGCGAGGGAGGUUUCAUCACCACCGUCCUAGAGAUGGGCAUCGGUGGUCUCAGAGGUCUCCACGUAGACCUGCAAGCGCCCGUGUCGGCCAUCGAAGCGCUCUUUAACGAAGAGCUGGGCAUCGUUGUAGAAGUUGCGCCUGAGAAUCUGCAAUACGUGCUCGCCGAGUAUAAUAACAGUGGAGUGAAAGCGCAGAAGAUUGGUGUUACUGGGAAAUAUGGCAUGCGUUCUGAGGUCUCCGUUAAAGUGAAUGGCGAAACAGUGUUGAAGACUCAGCUGAUAGACGUGUACAGAAUGUGGGAAGAGACGAGCUACCAGCUGGAGUGCCUGCAGGCCAACUCCGCGUGCGUCAAACAGGAAUGGGAAGGUCUCGAGCAACGCAAGGGAGUAACGUACAACGUGACCUACGAUCCUACAGCCGCUGUGAUCAAGUCCAAAUCCGUCAGGGUUGCAGUUCUUCGUGAAGAAGGAACGAACGGCGACCGUGAAAUGAUCGCUUCACUGUUGAUGGCCAACUUCGAAGUCUUCGAUGUGACCAUGAGCGACUUGCAGAACGGCAAGAUCACGCUUGACGCUUUCAAGGGACUCGUGUUCCCUGGUGGAUUCAGUUAUGCAGACACCCUAGGCUCAGCUAAAGGUUGGGCGGCCGGCAUCCUCUUCUCCAACUCGCUGAGCUCCCAGUUCGCUCACUUCAAGGACCGAAGCGACACGUUCUCGCUGGGCGUGUGCAAUGGUUGCCAACUCAUGGCUCUGCUGGGCUGGAUCGACCCUGAGACCAAAGUGCAGAACAAGACACAAGUAUUCUUGGACCAUAAUAAGUCGGAGAGAUUCGAAUGCCGCUGGAGCGCAGUAAAGAUCAGCGGCGACAACGACAACGACGUGUGGUUCCGCGGCAUGGCGGGCAGCACGCUCGGCGUGUGGGUCGCGCACGGCGAGGGCCGCUUCACCGCCACCGACGCCGCGCUGGCCCAGAUGCAGACGCAGCGACAGAUCGCCAUGCAAUACGUCGACGACGACGGGCUUCCUACUGAGACUUACCCGAUGAAUCCUAACGGCAGUCCGAUGGGCAUCGCCGGCGUGCGGUCCCCCGACGGGCGGCACGUGGCCAUGAUGCCGCACCCGGAGCGCUGCGUGCUGCGCUGGCAGUGCGCCGCGCCGCCGCCCUGCCCCUCCCCCGCCGCCGCCGCCGCCGCGCACCCCCGCAGCCCCGCCUCGCCCUGGCUGAGACUCUUCCAGAACGCAUACACGUGGGCUGAGAAACAUUAAGCCCUUAUAAGGCAGAGGGAAUAUAUUUCCCACAUGAUUUUGAACUUUGUUUCAAAGUGAUAGGGUACAAUUUUGCAUAAUUUCUGACACCCUCAUGCUUUAUAAAGGGUUAAAUGUGCAUGAAGCAAAUGGGUUCGAAACGUUACGGAAAACGGGCCUCUUUCCUGUAGACAAUUUAUAAUUAAUGUAGUUAACGAUUUGGAUACAUUUUACUAUGGUUUUCAUCAUACAAAUUUUAAGAAGUUUGAACUUGCCUCUAAUAAUUCAGCAAGAUUAGACUUUAAAGUCCAAUCAUCUUAUGAUAUCUACAGGAAAGACCCAUUCCGCUAACUCACACAAUUUUUUUAACCCAAGUGUGAAUGUUAGUUGUGGAAAAGACUUCCCUGCCAUUAGAAUGCAUUUAGAAAUUGUUUUAUCGGCUAUCGACAAUGUGGUAAUUUUUUAUUGAAACGCUACAAGUACUUAUCCAAGUAAUAAUGUGAUUGCCGCUACCAUGGACUAAACCUAUAUUGGUUAUGGUCUUUGCCGCUACCAACAAAUCCUAACAGACAAUAUUUAAUAUAAUAAGCGUUUAUAAUAUUGUUCGUGUUCCUUAACGCUGUCCAUGGAUCUUUAAACUUCGAGGCAGUACAAGUAACAGUGGCACCAUAGUUAAAAGAACAAUUAACACUUUCGCAACCGGGCAAAAAACGGUGCACUACCCCAGAAACCGGUCGUCUAUAUCUGCGUACAAAAGAACCCGCUGGGCGGGUUGUCCGGCAUCUGAGAAAACAUUAUUACGAGUGCCUACCAGGCGGGUUCUCGGUAGUCAAAGUGUUAAUUGCAGAAGACUUGUAAUGUCUGUAAAUAAAAGUAAAAUUUACUGUAUUGUUUAGUCGUACGUUUCUACUGAUAUCAUAUAAAUAUAACCCCUUUGAUGGAUACAUUUCCGUGGAUGCGAUAUCUCGUCUUCCAAUACGUAUGCAUUCCACACCAAUUUGUGAUGCCUAUGCAUUCUAUUUUUAUCAUGUUUAAUACAUACAUUAUUUUUUGCGCAAAAAGAUAUUGGAC